AUGUCUACCUACACGAAAGAAGAAUCCGAAGACGAGGAUUGGGAUAAGGACACCGAAGAGAUCAAUUCGAUUGCCUCAGACGAACUGCACGAAACCCGCCCUAAUCGGUGGAAUGGUCCCCCCUCCACCUGGCUCACCUUCACUGCGCAGGAAAGAAAAGCCUACCAAGCGUUAGAGGGUUUGCGCAGGCGAGACUUGCCAGCGCAUCUCUACAACGCACAUGCCCUGAAAACACGAGUAAAAAGGCAGAAGACUGAACAGGUAAUCAACGAUCAAAGUGAAGAUGAGCAGGUCCCACGGCCCAGGGAGAAUGAGUGGGCUCCGAGCCACCGAUGGACGGCCUGGCCACUGAAGACUGGUGAGGUGGUUGAUGAUGAGCUCCUUCCCCGGACCGUAGACGAGCACGAGGAUUUCACGCUGCGUGGGGCCGUCCAGACUUUCCCAAGCAAGAACCUGGAGGAAGAAAUUUCAGCGACAAUUCUACGAUGUGCCAAGGAAAAGUUCCGAGGCAGAGGGUUCCCGGCAGAAGACGACGAGGAUGAACAGGCAGUGGGCGAAGGGCACGAUGGCGUUGUCGACUCGAUAGAAACGGGCGACAACGACCCUGAUCAUCACCACGCCGAAUCUAGUCAGUUGCUAUUUAGCCCGUCAUCACGGCGCAACGACGAGUCGUCCCGGUAUAGCGUACCACUCUCGAGCCCGGUCAAAGGCGAGCCUCUCUCUCAAGAUGAGAGCAGUAAGCAGAAUGGCUCCUCUUCGCAGGUUCUCAGCUCCUCACGUCAACGCCGUCCUCGUGCCCCCACGCCUACCUACGUUCCUGUCCCGUCAAUUGAUGACGACAGGUCCUACAAGCUACUUCGUCCCGCAACGCGACGCAUUCUCUCCAAGCUGGACGAAACCUUGACAAUCCUACACAACGCCCGUGUUGCUGGUCUCCGCGACCUCUCCGAGUCUUCUGCUAGUGACACCGAAGACAACGACAAUGAAGCCGAGACAGAAGGACCUUCCCGACAGCAGCAGCAGCAGCAGCAGCAGCAGCAGCAGCGCACGAGAAGAGGACGACGACGAGCUCGAUCCCCAUCCCCAUCCGCGGAUGAGUCCAAAUCAAAUCCGCGAUCAACCAGCAAGCGAGGGCGCAAACGAAAAAUACGCAUCCCUCUCGAGGGCGAAACGGAAGAGGAAAUGCUCGAUCGCAUCGCCCGCGAGACUCACAAGCGGAUACCCUCCUUGUCUCGAAAGAACCGGGCGGCUUCUUCUUUUCACACUACCGAUGACGACGAUGACGGUGACGAAACAGCCUCCGAGGCCGAUACCGAAGCCGAACCGCCCAAGUCGUACCAAAUGCCCUCCAAGAAGGCAACAACAAAACGUCACACCAAGGAUCGGAACAGAAGCCGAAGCCGAAGCCGAAGCAAAAAGACCGCCAGGAACGCGUCGCACGCUGGCCUCCGCGACUGGCGUGACGUGCUGGGCGCAGCUGCCCUGGCUGGGUUUCCUCAGAGCGUGAUUGCCCGCGCGACACAGAGGUGCACUAAUCUUUUCGGGGAGGAGAUGACGAUGCAUACCCUUUCUUCUUCUUCUUCUUCUUCCUCCAAGCGUACCCAGACCACAACGUACCGGCCCGGUGAUCCUGUUCCGGAAUCUUCGGACUCGGAGACGGACACGACCGAUAUCGAAUUGGAGCAGAGGAGGACGGUGAGUAGACAGCCGAGUCUUGUGAGGACGCUUUCUCCCGACGAGGAGGAAGAGGAAGAUGGAGAGGCAAUGGAGGGUGUCGAAGCUGCUGCUUCAGAAGCCGGAACAGAGCGCAGUGGAAGCGCAAGCCGGGCCUGGGGCAGGAGCAGGAGCAGGAGCAGAGCCAGAAGGGCUGGCACACCCGCACCCGGCGUCAGCGGCGGGCUCAGAGUGCGGAGACGUUCAGUCACGCCCGCGGCUGGAGGGGGUGUGUAUUUCUGUCCGUAUCCAGACUGCGAGAGAGCCAUUGAGGGCUUCGGGAGGAGAGCGAAUAUGCAUCGACACUUGAAGCUCGUUCAUGGACGGAGUCCACCUUCUUCUCCGGCGGGUUCUGUGGUUGGAGGAGCAGGGGAUGAUGAUCAAGACAGUAUGGAUGAGAUGGAGGAAGGUGUGCAUUUGGAUGGAUUUUUGCAGCCGAUUAAGGUGCGGAAGGGGUGGAGAGGAGGGGAUCUGAUGAAGAGGGAGAGGGAGGCGGGGAUAAGUUAUACUGGGAGGGGAAGGGGGAGAAAAAGGUUAGGUGGUGCUGGGUCGGAUGUGGAUAUGAAUCUUGGGGAUGAUGAGACGGGAGGACAUGAUGAUUGA
Messenger RNA from Sordaria macrospora k-hell, 2316 nucleotides. RefSeq lists its product as uncharacterized. The record is from RefSeq and is a predicted model, not a curated record. NCBI's taxonomy places the organism in Eukaryota, Fungi, Ascomycota, Sordariomycetes, Sordariales, Sordariaceae.